CCACUACCAUCUAUAUAGGCAGCAUAUGAUUCCACUUCACUUUCUCACCAUCGGAUACAACUUUCCGUCUGACUAAACGCCCUUUAAUUCUUUAUUCGACCAUUCAUCGUUAUCACUGUACAAUGGCUUCCUCAAGCUCCGCUCUCAGAACCAUAUCUUCCUCCGCCAAAUUGUCUCACCCGAUCGGAUCACCAUCGGUUUCUUUGAGUAGCAAUUUUCUACCCAUUAGGCUAGCCUACCAAUCUAUGACUUCAACUCCCAAGCUUCAAUCAAGCAUAAAAUCACACUGCAAUUUCUCAGCCGCGAAAAGAUCUGUCUUCAGUUGCAGAAGCCAAGCCUAUUCAACGGACUCAGAAAGAUCAAGCAAAGUUCAAGAACUGCAUGUUUACGAGAUCAACGAGCGAGAUCGAGGAAGCCCGGCGGUACUACGAUUGAGCCAGAAACCCGUCAACUCUCUCGGCGAUCUCGUUCCUUUCAGUAACAAAUUAUAUAGCGGCGAUCUGCAAAAAAGGAUCGGAAUAACAGCGGGAAUAUGCAUCCUGAUCCAGAACAAGCCGGAGCGUAAAGGAGAUCGGUACGAGGCGAUCUACAGCUUCUACUUCGGAGACUACGGUCAAAUAUCGGUGCAAGGAUCGUAUUUGACUUACGAGGACACGUAUCUGGCUGUGACUGGCGGUUCCGGCAUCUUUGAAGGUGCGUAUGGUCAGGUGAAGCUGCACCAGAUCAUUUUCCCCUUCAAGCUUUUCUACACUUUUUACUUGCAGGGCAUUAAGGGAGACUUGCCUCUGGAACUUCUUGGAAAACCUGUGGACCCCAGUCCCUCUGUGGAACCCACUCCUUCAGCCAAGGCUUGUGAGCCCCACGCCACUAUUCCCAAUUUCACUGAUUAGUUUCUUUUUUUUAGCUUUGGGUGGAAAAUAAAUAAUGUAUUGGCAAUAUUUUAAUAUUAUGUGGGCUCUAUUCUAUGAUGUUAUUGACGUUAUGUGUAUGUACAGCCUGGUAAUAGAAUUUCAGAUUUUUAUUUUAA
Ziziphus jujuba (common jujube) is the source of this 1027-nucleotide messenger RNA. Its product is annotated as allene oxide cyclase, chloroplastic. Gene Ontology annotation, biological process: jasmonic acid biosynthetic process. NCBI's taxonomy places the organism in Eukaryota, Viridiplantae, Streptophyta, Magnoliopsida, Rosales, Rhamnaceae. The transcript is spliced from 3 exons. The coding region runs from base 123 to 890 and encodes 255 amino acids. The record is from RefSeq and is a predicted model, not a curated record. Gene Ontology annotation, molecular function: allene-oxide cyclase activity.